Polypterus senegalus (gray bichir) is the source of this 1294-nucleotide messenger RNA. RefSeq names its product cd22 molecule (gene cd22). The record is from RefSeq and is a predicted model, not a curated record. The transcript is spliced from 6 exons. NCBI's taxonomy places the organism in Eukaryota, Metazoa, Chordata, Cladistia, Polypteriformes, Polypteridae. Bases 111 to 872 code for a protein of 253 amino acids.
UCGGUCAAUCACAAAAUGUGACAGUUGAAGGAAGUUCUCUCAACCUGACGUGUAAUUACACAGUCUGUAGUGCAAAUGUACCUCUAAUUUGGUUAAAGGAUGAACAAACAAUGGCAGACACUAAAGAGAUGCCAGGAACGCUUGUACUGAACAAUAUUUCAUACAAGGACUCUGGAAUUUACACAUGUGCUGCUGUAGGCAAUGGACAGAGACUUUCUGUUGGGAUUGUGCUCAAUGUUCAGUAUGCCCCAAAGAACACCUCAGCUUCCAUUAGCCCAAUGGGUGAAAUACAAGAAGGAAGUUUUGUGUUAUUAACAUGCAACAGCUCUGCCAACCCUCAAAACUUCAACUAUGAGUGGUAUAAGUGGAGUGGCACCAGUGAUACCCUAAUAGGAUCUGGACAGUAUUUCAUCUUUAACAAAACAUAUGACAUCAACAAUGGAUUGUAUUUCUGUGUGGCAAUGAAUGAAAUCGGUUCACAGAAAUCUACUUACAUCCAUUUAUAUGUAGCAGCUAAGCUUAAUGCAGAUAUGUACAUUAUUAUAGCUUCAGGGUGUUUCCUUGCUGCUUGUUUUGGCUUUAUGACCCUUCUCAUAUAUUGCAAGAGAGAAUCUAUAAACAAGAAAGUAUGCUGUGUAUGGAAGCCUAAAGAAGUCAAGCAGGAAGCUGUUAAUACAGUAUAUGAAAAUGUGACUGCCUCAUAUCCAGAGGACAGAAAUGUCAUUUAUCUAAAAACAGAAGAAGACAAUGGCUUGCAUUAUUCUUCUUUUAAUUUCCGGGACAUCAGUCACAAAAAUCCAGAACCGUGCAAGAACAAUCCAGAGAACAAGAAAGAAGACAGCAAUUUUGUUAUCUACAGUGCAACAAAAUAAAACAAAAAUAAACCAAAUAUCUCAGAGGUAGCCCGUUGGCACAGUGGGGUGUUGGUUAGCAGUGUUGACUCACAGCGUCACGGUCAUUGGUAUUUGGAUUUCCAAACUAUUGUGUUAAUACUCACGGAAUUUGUGGGUUUUCUAAUACUCUUUAGUUGUGACUUUAAAUUACUUGGCAACUCAAAAUAGUCUAUUAUUAAUGAGUUUAGGGAUCAGUUUGCUUUCUGUUAAAUUAACAUCCCAAUUAGAGUUGUCUCCUGCUUUGUGCCCAUUGCUGCCAGAAUAUAAUCUUUCCUCCCAACAGCUCGAUAACGUAGGAAGUGGGUUUUGAAAACCACUGGUGUGUGCCCAUUUCUGUUCAUUUUAUUUAUAUUUCUAGUUAUACAUAUUGGUGGUGACAGAUGGUGACAGUGACAUUUUUU